Molecule: messenger RNA, 1118 nt
Organism: Xenia sp. Carnegie-2017
Lineage: Eukaryota; Metazoa; Cnidaria; Anthozoa; Malacalcyonacea; Xeniidae
Product: abnormal spindle-like microcephaly-associated protein homolog
Exons: 6
Coding region: 50-1039 (329 amino acids)
Biological process (GO): mitotic cell cycle; spindle organization; establishment of meiotic spindle localization
Cellular component (GO): spindle pole
Molecular function (GO): protein binding
Source: RefSeq, a predicted model, not a curated record
ACGUUUUCUUGUCGUCAAACGGUUUGCCACGAAAACGCACAUCAAUCUCAUGGCAAUACGUUUACAACGAGCAUAUCGUAAAGCCAUGGCGAUUGCUCUGUUGAAAGCUAAGAUCGAUAGCGUGGUGAUAGUACAGCGAUGGUGGCGAGCUAAACUCCAGAGGAAAUUCUAUCUACGAACUCUGCAUUUCAUUCGUCUUCUCCAAAAGAAAUGGCGCACACGACUUACCAUAAUGCACCAGUCAGCGACAAGAAUUCAGGCAGUUGUGAGAUGUUUUUUAGCUCGAAGGUUUGCUCGAAAAAAUAUGAAAGCAAUCAUCAAUAUACAGAGAACGUGGCGAGGUUACAACGUUCGAAAGCGCUUCAACUCGAAGAAGUUUAGAAAACUAAGAGAGCGAAUUAUUGUGGCUAAUUCCAACGUCACCGAGUCCAUGAAGCUUUGCAAUCGUACUCGUUCUGCACUCGACUAUUUACUAAAUUGUAAGAAUUUAACAACGGUCCGUGAAGCUCUGGUUAAUCUUGAGGUCGCAACAAGAUGGACAUUCAAGUGUUCACAACAACUGGUUGCGAAUAACGCUCUCCGUGUUAUUUUUCAAAUUAUCCGAGACUCAAAUAGGAGUCUACCUCACAUAGGAUUGAUCAAACUGGCGUUAGAUAUUUUCACCAAUGUGUCCAAGUGUCCAGCCACCCAGGAUGCCGUGGUUUUAAAAGAAGAAAAUGCAUUGGAAACCAUACUUGAACUCGCGUGUAUUUUUCGCGAGAAAAAGGAAAUUUUCCUCAGCGUUGCAAAGCUACUUACAAUUUUAUGUACUCACGAAAACGUAAGAAAGAAAUUACUGAAAACAGAAAACGCUGCAAAGAAGAUAUCUUCCAUUUACUCCAUCACAAAAAGGAAGUUUGAAAUCGAGAUGAAACGGAACACGAAGAUGAAACAACAAAAUGACAAGGGCGGACGAUACAAGACUGAUAACAUUUAUGGUGAUGCCUUAACAGCCGUGAUCACUCUUAUGAAAACGAUUGGUUUAGAUUAUCCCGUAUAGAAAGGUUUAGAUUAUCCCGUAUAAAUAGGUUUAUGAUAUUGUUAGUGCAAUAAAAAAUCGCAUUGAUAUUUUGUAGUCA